Perkinsus marinus ATCC 50983 is the source of this 418-nucleotide messenger RNA. Its product is annotated as small nucleolar RNP protein, Gar1 protein RNA binding region, putative. Bases 70 to 333 code for a protein of 87 amino acids. The transcript is spliced from 4 exons. NCBI's taxonomy places the organism in Eukaryota, Perkinsozoa, Perkinsida, Perkinsidae. The record is from RefSeq and is a predicted model, not a curated record.
AACAAGAGCCAAAUCGGGCAGGUCGAUGAGAUUCUCGGACCCAUCAAUGAGUUCUACUUCUCUGUGAAGAUGCAAGAGGGAGUGGUCGCUAAGAGCUUCAAGAAGGGUCAAAAGGUUUACAUCGACGGCAACCAGACUCUUCCCUUGGAACGGUUCCUCCCUGUGAAGAAGAGUAUCGGCCCUAAGAAGCACGCCGCUGGUGGCAAGGGUAAGGGCGGCAAGGGUAAAGGAGGCAAGGGUAAAGGAGGAAAGGGCAAGGGCUUCGGCAAGGGUAAGGGCUCUGGUAAGGGCAAGGGACAUUCCGGCAAGGGCAAGGGUAAGGGAAGAUGGUAAAGAAUGGUACUCCAUAGUGGCCAUAUGACGACUUAAGAUUAGUAGUACUCCUUUUCCUACGCUACUGAAUCGCCUUACCAACGUC